CGGGAUAGUCGGAUUGCGCCCGCUUGAAGAUGGUACUGGUACAACGCGAGAUCGAAUUGCCUUUUUGCAUUACCACUUCACUUCUUCUGUUUUUACCACCAUGGCCUCAGGGCAUGACACACUCGCGGAAUCGAACUGCAUCUCCGCAAAGUCGCUCCAUUCCUUUGAAGUCCAUUUCACCAAACGUCGCCGUCACAUCCGGAACCAUUUCCGCCAAGUCAAACCGCCGGGUGACUGAAGGUUUCGUCCCUCUACUCAGACUCGCAGCUACUCUUCCUGGUACUCGGUUCCACCUUGCCUGUGAGGACCCCGGGUUGUUUCUCUCUCAACCAGGUUACGACCACAGGUCCCGGCUGAAUGUUCCUCGCUAGAUUCGUUUGGCAGUAUCACGUGGAUGACCAAUAUAUCAAACAUCUGAAACGUCAGCUGUCAUCCACGCCGCGAUAUCGAGUCUUUGUGAUGGCGAUAUUAUAGACGAAAACAUACAUUAUAGAAAG
This is a messenger RNA of Filobasidium floriforme, 497 nucleotides long. RefSeq lists its product as uncharacterized. The record is from RefSeq and is a predicted model, not a curated record. The transcript has a single exon. Lineage: Eukaryota; Fungi; Basidiomycota; Tremellomycetes; Filobasidiales; Filobasidiaceae. The coding region runs from base 30 to 371 and encodes 113 amino acids.